AUGUCGCGGUAUUGUUUCGCAAAAAAAAAUUCGAAUAUUUUCAAUGGUCAGAAUACGUUGUUUUCGAAAGGGACACAGCCAAAGAAAGAUUUUUGUUUGAUUUAUUUUUUCUUUCUUUUGAUUCAAUUAAAAAGAAAAAUGAAACGACAAAAAAAUUCCAUCCAAAAUCGACCAAGUUGUUCACGAUCGGAACAACAAAUUGAUGAUGAACAAUUCGAAGAAGAUCGUAGACGUAUACAAACGAAUAUUCGUGAUAAAUUCAAAGAUGAAACAAUGAUUGUAGUUAAAUCAAUUGAUGAUUUUUCUACUGUCGAUAAGGCAUAUGAAUAUAUUCGACAAUUAUGUCUACAAUCAUGGUUGAUAAAACAACGAUCAUUACCACCAAUAGUUUGGCGUCAUCAAUUAUAUUCAUUAUUCGAGGAUUCAUCUAAAGUUGAUGUUGCAUUAGAAACAUUGAUUGAUGAGGAUCAAAUUCGAAUAAUUUGUCAUGGAGAAUCAUCACGUGAAAACGAUGCAAUCAUAAGAAUUGAUGAUUUUAUCCGUUAUUAUCAAAAGGAUUCCGGAUCAAAAAAUUUAUUCAUUGAAUUAUUCAUGACAAAAAUUGUACGACGUAUAAAACAUACUGAAUAUAGUGAUAAACAAUUGAAUGAUGCUGGAUUUCUUUCCGAAGCUCUUUCAAAAUUAUCAUCAUUAGGUAUGCUCACUAAAAAUGAUCUAGAUCAUCGCCAAUUAUCAUUUGCUGGCAUCGGUAUUAUGGUUCAAACAUUGAAUAAUGGCCGCGAACAAUUGGUUAGAAUUUUGAAAAAAUCCAAAUAUUCACAAUUAUUACAAAGUGAAUUGAUCAAAAGAUAUGAAUGUCAACAACAACAACAACGAAAUCUUAAAGAAUUAAAUCAAUUUGGUCUAGAAUUUCAUCUAUAUGAUCUUUAUGGACGGAAUAGUCUUGUCCACCGACAGUCGCAAACAAAUUUACCCGGUGAUUCAAUGAUUCAGCUAAUAAUUCGAUAAUAAAUUAAAUUUGAUUAUCGAAAUGAAUAAAUAUAU
Messenger RNA from Dermatophagoides farinae (American house dust mite), 1044 nucleotides. Its product is annotated as winged helix repair factor 1. Gene Ontology annotation, biological process: positive regulation of Ras protein signal transduction. The record is from RefSeq and is a predicted model, not a curated record. NCBI's taxonomy places the organism in Eukaryota, Metazoa, Arthropoda, Arachnida, Sarcoptiformes, Pyroglyphidae.